AUGGCCCCCAAGAACUACACUGCCCAGAAGGGUUUCAUUAGCACCGUCUUCGAUGAGGCUCGCAAUCCCGAGAACGCUACCAUCGUCCGCAGUCUCGCCAUCUUCACUGUCGGUGUUGCUUUCCUCCACAGCAGCCUAGGCGAAAUCCUCCUCCCUCCUAUGUAA
Molecule: messenger RNA, 165 nt
Organism: Penicillium verhagenii
Lineage: Eukaryota; Fungi; Ascomycota; Eurotiomycetes; Eurotiales; Aspergillaceae
Exons: 3
Coding region: 1-165 (54 amino acids)
Biological process (GO): protein import into mitochondrial matrix
Cellular component (GO): mitochondrial outer membrane translocase complex
Source: RefSeq, a predicted model, not a curated record